UAGGGUCACAAAGAGUUGGACGUGACUUAGCAAUCGAAUGCCACCACCACCUUCCUCUAGCCUACUGAGGUGUCUCAGUUUCUUUGCGCAAAAUAAGGAACAGAGAAGCACCAUUUCUGCCUUAAGACGCGUGUACAGAGGUGCAGAUAUAGAUGCUCUCAGCGUCUAGAUGGAGCCCUCAGACAUCCCAGAGUCCACCACGUCUUAUGAGUAUGACCCUCAGAGCUUUCUGUGUGAGAAGAGGACCUUCGUCUUCGCCACGGUCAGCACCACCGUCCUCUACUGCCUGGUGUUCUUUCUCAGCAUGGCGGGCAACAGCCUGGUGCUGUGGGUCUUGGUGAAGUACGAGAGCCUGGAGUCCCUCACCAACGUCUUCAUCCUCAACCUGUGCCUCUCAGACCUGGUGUUCUCCUGCUUGCUGCCCGUGUGGAUCUCGGGGUACCACUGGGGCUGGGUGCUGGGAGAUGUCCUGUGCAAGCUCCUCAACAUGGUCUUCUCCAUCAGCCUCUACAGCAGCAUCUCCUUCCUAACCAUCAUGACCAUCCAUCGCUACCUGUCGGUGGUGAGUCCCAUCUCGUCCCUGCGCGUCCACACCCUCCAGCGCCGUGUGCUGGUGACCGCUGCCGUGUGGGCGGCCAGCAUCCUGUCCUCCGUCCCCGACGCCAUCUCCCACAAGGUGUUCCCUUCGGGCUGUGACUAUGCCGAACUCGAGUGGUUCCUCGCCUCCGUCUACCAGCACAACGUCAUCUUCCUGCUGUCCGUGGGGGUCAUCCUGUUCUGCUACGUGGAGAUCCUCAGGACCCUGUUCCGCUCGCGGUCCAAGCGGCGCCACCGGACCGUGAGGCUCAUCUUCACCAUCGUGGCGGCAUACUUCCUCAGCUGGGCUCCCUACAACCUGAUCCUGUUCCUGCAGACACUGUUGAAACUGGGGGUCAUUCAGAGCUGCGAGGUCAGCCAGCAGCUGGAUUACGCCCUGCUCAUCUGCCGCAACAUUGCCUUCUCCCACUGCUGCUUCAACCCAGUGCUCUACGUCUUCGUCGGGGUCAAGUUCCGCAGGCACCUCAAAAGUCUGCUCCGGCGCUUCUGGCUCUGCCGGCAGCAGGCGCCCAGCCUUCCUCCGUCACCUCACCCCCCAGGUGCCUUCACCUACGAGGGCAUCUCCUUCUAUUGAAGGGGAGUUUGGUGGGGCAGGAAGGAGGGAGAGGGCAUGCGGCUGGGAAACGCUACAGCUGCGGCUGAGGGAUGACAGCGGUACGUUACACCAGGGGGUCCUAUGGGCCCCCUCUUCUGUGGAGAAGUUCCCCACCUGGAAAUCUUACAUUGCCAUCCAGAAAAAUGCUGCUUAGAUUCUGAGGAACUCUUUUCUCCUUUAUUCCUUCAUUCAGACACGGAUUUCUCAUCUUUGCUCAGGUCAGGGUACUCUCAAAUAUGAAAGGCUUCCGGGAAAGGAGCAUCCUUCAGGACUUGACGAGGGUCUGGAGUUCAGUUGUGCAGCUCUAGGCUGCUGGCGAGACGGUGUUCCCUCCCUGACUGUAGGACUGUCCCCCAGUGUUGGAGGUGGUGGCUCCGGAUGGGACUGUCUGUAGAAGUGAUCACACCUGCAAACAAGCACAGUCAGAGUGAAAUCUGGAUUCUGAAUUCCCACAGCUGGACCGGAGAUGUGCUCUGUACCAUAGUUCCAGUUUCUAGCACAUGAAGUGGCACUUGAAUAUUUAGUCUGUAAAUCUUUUAUUGAAAGAAUGAAUGCAGUAAGUGCCACCUUCUGCAGGCAUUUACGUGGAAGCUAUAAAAAUGAAUGAGAUGCAGAUGCUAACCUCCAGGUGCCAACAGUUGAGCUCUGAGGGCCCAGAUAACUAAACACCCACUUUGCUGAAGGCAUCCAGGGUGAAGAUUCCUCCAACACCUCCUCCUCUCCAAGUGGAUAUUGAGCUGACGUUUCUGAUUCAUCACGUUCCACCUAAAGUGUUCUCCUGCUCCUGGUUGAUGCUGCCAGCUUUCCCCACGAGCUGGGUUAUCUUGGAGCCCUGCGUUUCCUUUCCUCUACACCCACGGCCAAGUCCUGUUGAUGUUACCUUCCCAGUAUCUCUCACAUGCCUGUUGCUUCCUCCCCAAACAGCCUCAUAUCCUCAGCAUCUUCCUGCUGCUCAUUUCUUUCCCCUCCAGUGUCCUCUGCAUUGAUAUCACGGCACUUCAAAACCCUCACGUUAUGUUCAAAUAAAGCCCAAAUACCAUAGGCUUUAUCUGCAUGUAAAUAAAGGCCCCUUCAAUCUGGUGUCAACUAACUUUUCCAUUCUUUCUAAUUUUUGUUGUUGUUCAGUUGCUAAGUUGUGUCCAACUCUUUGCAACCCCACGGAUUACAGCACGCCAGGCUUCCCCCUCCUUCACUACCUCUUGGAAUUUGUUCAGACUCAGGUUCAUUGAGUCAGUGAUGCCAUCCAACCAUCUCAUCCUCUGUCACCCCUUUCUCCUUCUGUCCUCAGUCUUUCCCAGCAUCAGGGUCUUUCCCAAUGAGUCAGCUCUUUGCAUCACGUGGUCAGAGUAUCGGAGCUUCAGCUUCAGCAUCAGUCCUUCCAGUGAAUAUUCAGGGUUGAUUUCUUUUAGGAUUGACUGGUUUGAUUUCCUUGCAGUCCAAGGGACUCUCAAGAGUCUUCUCCAGAACCACAGUUCAAAACCAUCAAUUCUUUGGCCCUCAGUCUUCUUUAUGUUCCAACUCUCACAUCUGAUUUUGAUCCAACAUAAAUCUUCACCCCCAAGCAGCCUAGAACCCAACCACAAAAGACCACACUGGUCCUUUUCCAGACACCCUUCUCCCAGUCUCCUCUGGUCCUUUGUCAUGCUGGGCCUUCUACUCCUUAACCUGCAGCCCCUAGCUGAAGCACCAGCACCUUCAGGAAGGCACCCACAACCUGUACAUUAGGAGAACAGUCUCUCUGGUGCCCAGGCACUCUGCUUGUCCCCUCUGAAAUAGCAUUUGUCAUCUUCCUGUGUCUUGUAGUUGCACCCGUGGAUGUCUGAUCUCCCUGCCCCAUCACACUGCAAACUCCCGGAUGGCAGGAACCUGGCCCUGCACCUGCCAAGCAGGGCCCUGGUGUCCUGUCACUGUACUGGGUGUGGGGAAAGAGUGACAGCUGCCGUCCGCCUUCUGACGUGCUUCGGGGCGGCUGGGACCCUGUGACACAUUCCACCUCGUUUGCCCCAGCCUGCUUCUUUAUCAGUACUAACUUUUCUUUGCUAGUCUCCACUCUCAGAGCACACUGCUUAUCUCUCUCUGUGGCAGUGGCUUACCUUGCCCAUCCUUUUUAUUUAGUGGUACACUGCCUGUUUCUUACAAUAACCCAGAGCUUCACAUCAAAGGACGUAGAUGAAAACCACCCUCUAAGCUUUCCCCUACCCCACAGACCUGAUCCCAACCUGUGAGCCUGAUUCACUCUGGAGUAGGGCGUUUGGAAAAGCUCCCUAGGUGAUUCUGACAUGCACCCCAGUCAAGAACAUUUGGCUCCAACUCCUUGAAAAUGGGAAUACCAGAGACUUCCACCGUCCCCUGAGCAAGACUUUGCACCCAGCAGGCAUUCAACACAUGCUUGUUGAAUCUGCCUGCCAAUGCAAGAGACACGGGUUUGAUCCCUGGGUCAGAAAGAUCUCAUGGGGAAGGAAAUGACUACCCACUCCAGUAUUCUUGCCUGGGAAAUCCCAUGGACAGAGGAGCCUGGCGGGCUACAGUCCACGGGGUCGCAAAGAGUCAGACACGACAUAGCAACUAAACAACAGUAUAGCCCUCAUCUAGAGCCUAGAGAGUUUAUACAGCAUUUUCCCCUCAAGUUCCUGCUGCAGUUUCAGUGAUCUCUUUGCCACUGGGCAACCAGUCUUGAAGGAGUUUGACCUGACUGGGGAAUACUGAGGGUCUAGUUUUUAGAAUUAGGCCUGUAGCAUCUGUUGGGGAGGGCUGGCUGGUGCAGGUGUAAAGGGAUAAAACUCCUGCGGACUUGCUAAUCAAUUGGCGGGGCCAUCACUCACCAUGGAAGAAAGGAAGAGCAGAAGGAAGGAGACAGAUAGCUAUGGGGGCAAAGCUAAGCCUAUGAGCUUCUGGUCAGGCCCAUCAUCCCGCACUCCUUCAAGCUGGUGUUAUUAAAACUGUAUUCAAAUUCUGUUCCGAGGGCGGACUGAGCCCAGGGAGCAGAAGGGCAGAGGCCUCCAUCACCCACCUACUUCGCCAAACCAGAGCUGGUUUUGAGCCCACUCUUCUUAGAAGGCAGGUUUGGGGAUCUUGUAUCACUGCUGAGCACAGCCUUUGAGAACCUUACUCCAUGGUCUCCUCAGCCCAUCCCAUUCCUUCAUAUCCCAAGAUACUCCUCUAAGUAUUCCUUUCAACACAUACAGCCAUAUCCCUGGGAGCACUUCAUCAGUACAAUCAUGUUUGUCUCUUUGCAUUUCUAGUGAUGUUUUGGACCCUCCAGUAGACUAGGGUAAUCUUUAAUCCAGAGUCUCCUCCAAAUCUAGCUCCUAGAGAAUCCAAGGGAAGAGGCACACAGAGAGAGAGAGAGAGAGAGAGAGAGAGAGAAAUGAAUGGUAAGACAGAGGGGCAUCCAUCCUAUCAGAAAGGGAACCUGGGUUGGACUGCUGAAGGAAGCAUCCCACAAGCUGCAACCCAGUGACCACACUCCACAUUCACUGACCACACUCUUCAUGGACAACAACCUCCUCCUUUCCCCUCCCUCUACCACUGAAACCACAAUUGAACCUCAGCUGGGCCACUGUAGGCCUGUCCCUUCUUAUCCAGUCAAAUAAAAGAUGCCCUGGACCCAGGGCUGCAGACCUCCUGGAUUCCUGGAGCAUUAAAAACCCACAACAGCUCCAAGGGUAGAAACUCCUCACAGCAUUUCCACCUCCUCCCUCUCUUGGACAAAAUCAGCAAGAGAGAAACCGUGCUGAUCUCUAAAUAGGAACAUGCCUCAAGCCCAGUGCAGCCCCAGACCUCAGAUGACCCCAGGUGACCCCAGCCAGAGUGGAGGUUCCUUGAGGGCAUGGACCCCAUUGUGCAUGUCUAGAACCUCCCUCAGUGCCUGGCAGUGUUUGCGGUUGGUUAAGUGGAUAGGAGAUCAUCUUUUUAGCUUUUUUCCACAUUUGUUUCUUCUUCCUGCACUUGCUUACAUCUUCCACUCAACAACAGGCACCACCCAAUGGGCUUCCCAUGAACUCUUCUCUUGGGCUCACCAGCCCAGACAGUGCCUGGUUUGUUGAAUGCAUGGCUUUCAUUUGUGAAACUUGCCUGUGACAGGACAAAUAUGAAUUACUCUUAAAAAUCAUCUCAUAAAAUAUAGAAACCAUCACUGUAUCAUAUAUGCAAAUAAAAGAUUAGCAUGUACUGACUUA
Messenger RNA from Dama dama (fallow deer), 5370 nucleotides. It is a transcript of the gene XCR1, whose product is annotated as X-C motif chemokine receptor 1. Bases 170 to 1171 code for a protein of 333 amino acids. The transcript has 2 exons. Gene Ontology annotation, molecular function: chemokine receptor activity. Gene Ontology annotation, cellular component: membrane. The record is from RefSeq and is a predicted model, not a curated record. Gene Ontology annotation, biological process: chemotaxis; G protein-coupled receptor signaling pathway; immune response. Lineage: Eukaryota; Metazoa; Chordata; Mammalia; Artiodactyla; Cervidae.